AUGGCCGGUCCCACGAGGAACCUCCCGUUCUCUGUUCUGAUCAUCUGCCUGGUUUCCAUCAGGGGUCUCUGUCUGGUGCCCACACCGCCCAGAGGCACCGGAUCGCCUCCGCUCAGCUCAUACCUGGACGAUUACGACGACUACGAGGACACGGUUGCCCCCACUGCACCGGUCGAAGGGUCUCCAAAGCCCGGAGACCGCCAGCGCUGCGACUAUGAGCCCUGUCGGGACGACCAGACCCCGUGUGACGCCCUGUCGAGGUCCACCGGCUGCUUGUGCCCCGGCUUCACUCUCUACACCGAGCAGCCGGACCCGCCCAAACUAACAUCUGUGUCCCGGAACGGAUCACGAGUGGUAGUUCAGUGGUGCGCUCCGUAUUCCCACGUCAUAACCUACAUGGUGACGGUGGGGGGUCAACUGAGAGGUGUCUUUGGGGAGAGCCAAAGGAGGGGCUCGCUCGACGAGAUAGCUGUCGAAGAAGAAGUCUGCAUGGUUGCCAUGAACGAGGCCGGGAGCAGCGACAGGUCCUGCAUGAGGUACCGGCCUGAAGAGAACAGACCGCCUCUGACAGCGUGGCUCAUCGGGGGGGCCGGGGGCCUCCUACUGAUCCUUUUGGUGGCCGCCAUGCUGUGGAGGCACGGGAGGCAAGACAAACAGGAGGACGGCCACGUGUGAACCGAGACAGAAAACCCUGAAGGACUCAGACCCAGGAGACCCGUCUGCACCGAGACUUUGUGUAAACACGAGGAAACUGGGCCCAUCAGC
Nematolebias whitei (Rio pearlfish) is the source of this 765-nucleotide messenger RNA. Its product is annotated as LRRN4 C-terminal-like protein. The record is from RefSeq and is a predicted model, not a curated record. Lineage: Eukaryota; Metazoa; Chordata; Actinopteri; Cyprinodontiformes; Rivulidae. The transcript has a single exon. The coding region runs from base 1 to 675 and encodes 224 amino acids.